AUGGGUGCCCUCUUUAGUCGUCACAAAUCUCGUGUAACAGAGCACGAUAAGGCUGUCCUACAGCUGAAACAACAACGUGACGAGUUGAAGCGCUAUUCUCGUAGGAUAAGUGAUUCUAUUGAAAAGGACACUGCUACUAUUAAGGAGCUCGUUUCCCGCAAGCAAAAACAACGGGCGCUGCUGCUACUUAAGAAGAAGAAAUAUCAAGAAAAGCUGCUCGAACAGUCAGAACACCAUUUAACUACUGUCGAGGGCCUCAUAAAUGACCUAGAGUUUGCUCAGGUUCAGGUGCAGGUUGUGGAAAGCUUGAAGAAGGGCAAUGAGGCGCUGAAGAAACUUAACGACCUUAUGAAAUUGGAAGAUGUUGAAAGAAUUCUCAGCGAUGCUCAAGAAGCUCAAGAUUACCAGUCUGAAUUGAGUGCUUUGAUAGCCGGCAACCUGACUUCUCGUGAUGACGCUGAAGUCGAGGCGGAAUUAGAGCGUUUGCUGGCUAGCGACGUCGCUGGUGAUCUUCCAGCUGUGCCAGACCAUGAACUUCCUCAUCCCUCGGCGUCCUCCGCUAAUGCCGCGAGGGCUCAGAAAUUGCGGAGUUCAGCUGAUCAGCAUAACACUCGCAAGGCGGAGUUAGUGGCCGGUUAA
Messenger RNA from Hydatigera taeniaeformis, 639 nucleotides. The record is from the annotation of a GenBank genome assembly. NCBI's taxonomy places the organism in Eukaryota, Metazoa, Platyhelminthes, Cestoda, Cyclophyllidea, Taeniidae.